Molecule: messenger RNA, 324 nt
Organism: Amoebophrya sp. A25
Lineage: Eukaryota; Dinophyceae; Syndiniales; Amoebophryaceae
Source: the annotation of a GenBank genome assembly
AUGGCACCUCGAACGAUGGGAGAAGGGGCUUUAUCUCGCAUUGAAAGGCAGUUUGGAAUCAACAGACUGGAUGACCAGAAGAAACGCUCUGAACAUCCUUUCGAAGACCCUGAACGUCCUCCCCUUCACCAAAGAGGUUGGUGGAAAACUCCUCCGCCUAGUCCGUCGUAUUGGCAGCACCGAUACUCGUUCCGACAUGAAGUUGCUAGCCCAGAGUCUGUGCAAUGGUCUCCGCAAAAACGAGAAGGGGUGGAAGAGUCGCGAAGGCGUCUCGGUUCUCGAAGAAGCGCGCUUGCUACUAGCUGCACAAGCACAGAAAGCUGA